This is a messenger RNA of Phoenix dactylifera (date palm), 1134 nucleotides long. Its product is annotated as auxin-responsive protein SAUR50. Lineage: Eukaryota; Viridiplantae; Streptophyta; Magnoliopsida; Arecales; Arecaceae. Gene Ontology annotation, biological process: response to auxin. The record is from RefSeq and is a predicted model, not a curated record.
UUGGUAAAUUAUGCGAUCAGAAUAUAAUCAAUUCUUUGCCUUCAGAUUUUGUUCCCCCGCAGGGAUGAUGCAGAAAAGGCACAGGCGUAUACUGAAUUGACUUGGCAAGAUGCUGAUACAUGUUCAUCCGGAUAUAAACAGAAGGGUAUUCUAGUAUAUCCAUGAACUUAUUAUUUUCUAAUAUUUAAGCCCUCCUUCACCUCUUCAAGCUCCAUUCGCUCGCCACUAUAAACUUUCCAGCUUCUCAAAAUCAUUUCUUUCUUUCUCCUCAACCCAUCCCUCUCCAUCGUCGAAAAGAGAAAGAAGAAAGAGUGAGUGAGUUUCUUCGAAAUUAUUUCUACGAUAAUAAUAGUUUUCUUUCAGUGUCUUAUUGGUAUUUUUUUAAAAAAAAAAUAUGGCGACGGCCAUCAACAAGGUGGUGAAGAUACGGCAGAUCGUGCAGCUGAAGCGGGUGAUGAAGCGGUGGCGGUCCCUCAGCCUCCGCGGCGGCAGCGGAGAGCGGCGCUCCUCUCCCUUGGAGUGGGACUCCGGCUCGAACCGGCCGGUGCGGGCCGGAUUCGUGGCCGUGUACGUGGGCCCGGAGCGGCGGCGGUUCGUGAUCCCGACUCGGUUCCUGAACCUGCCGGUCUUCGCGUCGCUGCUGGACCGGGCGGAGGAGGAGUACGGCUUCCAACCGGCCGGCGGUCUUGCGCUUCCAUGCGACCCGGCUUUUUUCCGGUGGGUCGUCGACGCCCUCGAGCGGGACGAGGACCGGUUCAAGGGUCUCAAUCUCGACGCCUUCCUCCGUCUCUUCGCCGACCGCGCCUCAUCCUCCCCCUGCAAGAAGGACCCCUCGUACAGUAGCUUCGCUCCUCUUUUGUCCAAUACUAACGUUUGAUCGGGGGCUUUUUGUGAUUUAUUUUUGAAGGGUCUUCGGUCCUCGAGGAUUUUUAGUUUUUAACCUUUUUUUUCCUUUAUGUAUGAAGAAAUGAUGAUGCAAUCUGGUAAGACGAGGGGGAAGGCCAUGUGUUUUCCAUGCAUCCGUCCAUAUUCAUGUUUCCAUACAUGAGAUCCCAAUAUUUUCCUUCAAACUUUGAGUUUGGGGGCGUUUUUUGGGUGGAUGAUGAUGAAAAAUAUUAAUGCAAUUGAUUAGGA